UCACGUCAAUCAGGAUUAAUGGCCGCGCAAACCUCCCCUUUAGGUUCACCCGGGUCCUCUCAGUGGUGGAGGCGCCGCAGCCAGGGGCAGAGCAGAGGCGGUGAUAUAAGGCAGGACGGCAACACGACGCCAGAGCGCAGCGCACGGAGCGUCGUCUGGACUUGUGCUUCACGUCUCCACCAGUAGUUGACAGCCAGGCGUGAUGACCGAUCACUCACACGUUCCCAGAUCCUGACGCCUGUCGACCGGGACAUGUCCGAGCUCCUCGCGCUGGUGCCACGGGUCCGCGCUCCGACCUCCUCUCCAGUGGAUUACUCCUGCAACACUUCCCCGGGCUGCAGAUGAUCUUUCUUUUUUUUUUAUUGCUUGCAUGCGGACAAACUUGCAGCAGCUCUCGGGUCGGUGUUGGUGAAGUGCGCGCGUAUCUGUGUCCAGGCUAGACUGCGCGUAAAAGUUGCAGCGUAAACGUCACAGACUCCGACAUGGAGCUGAAGAGCGCGUGUCGCAUGCUUCUCUUCCCGGUUCAGAUGUUGUACUAUUUGGUGAAGGCGAGUUUGUCCUCGCUGUUGCCGAGCAGAAAGAAGGACCUGGGCAAGGAGGUGGUAUUGAUCACCGGGGGAGGACGCGGCAUCGGACGUCAUCUGGCCAAAGAGUUCGCCAAGCAGGGAGCCAGAAAGGUGAUCUUGUGGGGCCGGACGGAAAAGUGCCUCAAAGAAACGAGUGAAGAGAUUUCUCUCUCAGGAACCGAGUGCCAUUACUUCGUGUGUGACGUGGCCAACCGGGAGGAGGUUUACAAGCAGGCCAAGGUGGUCCGAGAAAAGGUGGGAGAUGUUACGAUGUUAGUGAACAACGCAGCUGUGGUCCACGGCAAGAGUCUGAUGGACAGCGACGACGACGCCCUCCUGAAGUCCCAGCACAUCAACACCUUGGGACAGUUCUGGACUACAAAGGCCUUCCUGCCUCGAAUGCUGGAGCUGCAGCACGGCCAUGUGGUCUGCAUAAACUCCAUUCUGUCCCAGUCCCCCAUUCCUGGGGCCAUCGAUUACUGCACCUCCAAGGCCUCGUCGCUGGCCUUCAUGGAGAGCCUGACGCUGGGCCUGCUGGACUGCCCCGGUGUUGGCUGCACCACGGUGCUUCCCUUCCACACCAACACAGAGAUGUUCCAAGGAAUGAGAGUCAGGUUCCCUCAGCUCUUUCCUCCUCUCAAACCAGAGGUGGUUGCCCAGAGGACUGUGGAAGCGGUCAGAGCUGACAAGGCCUUCCUCUACAUGCCCUGGACCAUGCACGCUCUCGUCCUUCUUAAAAGCUUCAUGCCACAAGUUGCACUGGAAGAAAUCCACAGGUUUUCUGGGAGUUAUACCUGCAUGAACACAUUCAAAGGGAGGACAUGAACCCGGACUUCACAGAAUGUGAGGGUGACCUCGACGUCUCUGGGGCACAAUGAAGGGAAUAUGGACCUAAAGACAUCUGGAGCUGCAGGAGGCCCCAUAGUAGUGUGAAGAGAAAAUACUUAGGGGACGUUCACUAGGGUUUUCGCUCCUGCAGGUAGAAUUAAUCGAUAAACUGCAGGAUACCCUCUUGUCCCAUUUUAUAAGUGUGAGUGCAUAUGUGUAUAGUAUGGAGGACUGAACGCCAUUCUCACAUUGAACAGAAGCCAUGCUUAGGUGUGUACCAGUAGUUAUUCUGGGAGAUUUUGUGACACUUUUAAUCUGUUUUUACACUUUUUUGUUUUGUUUCUUAUCUGCCUUUUUUUUUAAUGUGUCUUUGAAUCAAAGCUAAGUAAUAAAAUGGAGUUUUAGAGACACACUGUGUUUCUUUGUGCAUGACGAAAAUAGAGAGGGAGAAAAAAACAACACAAUCCUUGGGAGGUAGACGUUGUUUUGUGUCUGGAUUUCGACUCCCAUGGCUGCGUGAUAACACCUUUUGAUUUAUGCCGAGCAUGAGAUCACCAACUGUGACAGACGAUGUUGUCAAAACAUAAAACACACAGUUGGAGGUGUGGGGGUGGGGGGGGGGGGGGGGCAACAUGUGUAUUCCUGUUUGUUCUAUGAUGUCAGUAAAUGGUGCAAUUCUCCAUAAACAUAAUGAACUUUUUGGUCAAGUUCCCAUUCAGCGAACGGGGGGGGGGAGAGUAUGUUGUAUUUACUGAGUCCUGGAACUACAGCAGUUAUCUUGAGGCCUUAAUCAUGACGGUUUAUUAGAGAACACUUCUAAAAAUAACAUGUAAACUGUUUUAUCAUGAAGGUUUUUUAUUAGCUUCAGCUUCAACUGCUCCACGUGUGUUCGUCAAACCCCAGAGAAGGAUUCCAGAACAGAAAUGGGACAAUAUGAUGCCUCCUCCACCUUAUUACACCUCCACCAGCAAAGGAUAUAAGGAUAUGUUUGUUUUUUUGUGUGUAAGAAAGACUACGCAAUAAAUGGCCUGACCGACUCAAGGAAGAGGCCGUAGAAAUAUAUAACUUUUGUAUUUCACAUUUUGUAGACUUCUCCGAUAACACUUCAUGGAUCUUGGUGAAAAAAUCAUGCAUAUUUAGGGGACUGGUAUUUAUGAGUGUGUGUGUGUAAUUUGGUGCAGAUCCAAAUAAAAGUCUGGAUGUGGUGAA
Molecule: messenger RNA, 2603 nt
Organism: Platichthys flesus (European flounder)
Lineage: Eukaryota; Metazoa; Chordata; Actinopteri; Pleuronectiformes; Pleuronectidae
Gene: dhrs3b
Product: dehydrogenase/reductase (SDR family) member 3b
Exons: 6
Coding region: 483-1391 (302 amino acids)
Cellular component (GO): lipid droplet
Molecular function (GO): oxidoreductase activity, acting on the CH-OH group of donors, NAD or NADP as acceptor
Source: RefSeq, a predicted model, not a curated record